Phytophthora nicotianae INRA-310 is the source of this 2336-nucleotide messenger RNA. RefSeq lists its product as hypothetical. The transcript is spliced from 4 exons. Gene Ontology annotation, molecular function: zinc ion binding; metalloaminopeptidase activity. The record is from RefSeq and is a predicted model, not a curated record. Bases 228 to 2144 code for a protein of 638 amino acids. Gene Ontology annotation, biological process: proteolysis. NCBI's taxonomy places the organism in Eukaryota, Oomycota, Peronosporomycetes, Peronosporales, Peronosporaceae.
GAUGGAUCUGCAUCAGCUCUGAGUGCUGCUUGCAGCUUGGGGGGUUCACAGGAGCCCUGCACCUCAUCCCAUAACGCGGCGUGCUUCGAGUUCAUCUUAUCUUCACAAUGAGGGAAUCAGAUUCAAGCAUCUGAGACGAUUUUCCUCGCUUGAGUGACUAUCUGAUUCCGGUGCAUUGCCGUGCUGUGAUUGGCGGCUGUGUAGACGAAGGCGAUUGAAGAUCGUAGAUGACGACUGCCAAGAUUCGGGACCCCGCGACGUGUGCAGCGCUGGACGAGUUCCGCACGCACCAUGUGGACCUAGAGCUUGAAGUGCACAUGGUCGCUAAGCGCGUGUCAGGUGUAGCCACUUUGUCCGUCAAGAGACUCAGCGAGUCGGCGACGACGCUGUGUUUGGACGUGUUCCACUUGACCAUCCGCUCGGUAUGCGUCGCCCUGCCUGAAGAAGACACGAUCGCGGCCCAGUGGAGCAUCAAGCCCUUCACAGUCUUCGGAGAAAUACUGGAGGUCGAGAUCCCGGAAGAAUUGGUGCUUGCGAGUGCCUUUGAGCUGACGAUCCGCUACGAGACGGAUGUAGAGAGCCCGGGAGUCUGCUGGCUUGAGAAGGAGCAGACAGCGGGCAAGAAGCUACCGUUCAUGUACACCCAAGGUCAGGAAGUACUGAAUCGCAGCUUCUUCCCGUGCCAGGACUCUCCGUCCGUGCGCGUUACGUAUACCGCUUCGGUGAUCGUACCAAAGGAGCUGGUGUGUGUUAUGAGCGCCAAAUUGUGCGGCGCGGAGGACUAUGUGCCCGAAGAGGUGGAAAAGGAGGGGACUCCUACCAAAAAGAAGUUCACCUUUGAGAUGAAACAGUCGAUUCCGGUGUAUUUGGUGGCAAUGGCAGUAGGAGACUUGGUUGAAGCCGAAGUUGGUCCACGAUCGAGCAUCUGGACGGAACCGUGCAUGAUUGAAGCUGCUACGAAGGAGUUUGAUGGUGUGCUGGAAGAAUACUUGGCUAUCGGUGAACGCUUAUUCGGAGACUAUCUCUGGGAGCGCUACGACAUGCUGGUUAUGCCACCGUCGUUUCCGUACGGUGGAAUGGAGAAUCCACGGCUUACGUUCGUGUCUCCCUGCACGAUCGCUGGCGACAAAUCGCUCGUAUCAAUUGUGGCGCACGAGCUGUCCCACUCGUGGUUUGGCAAUUUGGUGACAAAUGCAACGUGGAGCGACUUCUUCCUCAAUGAAGGCUUCACGAUGUACGCGGAGCGACGCAUCACCGAGGAAUCACACGGCAGAGCUUUGAGCUGCCUCGAUGCCAAACUUGGCGAGGCUCUACUACGCGAGGAGAUAUCCUCUCUUGGAGAGCAAUCGCCUCUGACACGUUUGCGAGUUCCGCUUGACGAAGGAAUUGAUCCAGGCGACUGCUACAACCAGUGCGCGUACGAGAAGGGCUACGCGUUCGUAUGCUACCUGCGAAGUCUCGUAGGAUCUGAAGCGGUGUUCGAUGACUUCCUCAAACGUUACUGCGCUGAGUACCGCUUCCAGUCGAUUCCAGCGGAGAUCAUGAUCUCGUUUUUCCUGAAGAGUUUUCCUGAGCUAGCGAACGCCGCUGGGACGGAUCUCAAGAACGGCAUUUCGUUCGACAAAUGGCUUAAUGAGCCCGGUUACCCACCGUUCACUCCAGAUCUUUCGGACACCCAAGGAAUCAUGCAAAACUGUGAGUCCAUGGCUUUCCACUGGCGGUCAUCGUCCACCCCAGUGCAACCGAGUGUGCUGUAUUUGUCCGAAGAAGCCAAGCAAUGGGAGGCCCAACCAAUCCUCUAUUUCUUGGAUUGCUGUCUGGAGACAAAGUUCUCAGAUGCAGAUGUGGUCAUCACGCUGGGUGACACGCUUUCUCUUUGGGACUCACGCAACUCGGAGAUUCUGUUCCGGUGGGCGCUGGUUCUUAUCAAGAACGACGUCAUCGCUAAGUUGUCCGUUGUGCGCCGAUUCCUGGAAAUGCAAGGCAAGCAGAAGUGCCAACUCCCAAUCUACCGCUCACUCACUGCAAGCUCCAAUGACCAGGUGCGCAAGUUCGCAUCCGAAACCUACGCUGCCACGAAGAGCAUGCUGCAUGUCAUGGUGCGCGACCGCAUCGAACUAUUACUGGCUGCCAUGCAAAAGUAAAGUUGAUCGCGUGGCGCCCUUCAAGUUGCAUUAAUUGAUAUCCAUCGCAGAUACUUCCUGCCACACUCGCUUUAUGACAAAUUCUUGUAGCGAUAGUCUCAUCUAUUGCUCCUGGUCUUCAUGGCCGUCCGGACCCUCUCGAGCUCUUGAGAAAACUCCUUGACACUAAACAAUAAAAUUUCUUUAUAAGCA